Molecule: messenger RNA, 1653 nt
Organism: Chaetomium fimeti
Lineage: Eukaryota; Fungi; Ascomycota; Sordariomycetes; Sordariales; Chaetomiaceae
Exons: 4
Coding region: 1-1653 (550 amino acids)
Molecular function (GO): protein binding
Source: RefSeq, a predicted model, not a curated record
AUGGACACGGACAAGGUCUACAUCCUUCAAGAGGUCUCCGGCAAGGGCCUGGGCCUCGUCUCCACCACCAAGAUCCCGAAGGGCACGCGCAUCCUCUCCGAACCUGCUUUGCUUCGGGUCCCUCGUUCUACGAACAACAAGGAAGAACUGGGUAUAUCGUUGUCCCAGAAGAUAUCAGCGCUCAGCAAAGACCAACAGCAAGCUUUCUUCGCGCUCCAUAACACCUUCGAAGAUGAGACAGGCCAAGCACUCGGCAUUGUCCGCACAAACGCCCUGCCUCUCGGAUCCGACGCUUCGGUGGGGGGCAUCUUCCUCGACGCGUCGCGCAUAAACCACGCCUGUAUCCAAAACGCGCAGAAUACCUGGAACGAGGACCUCCAGCAGCUUACAAUCCAUGCGAUCCGCGACAUUAACAAGGGCGAGGAAAUCACCAUCAUGUACCUGCAGGAUCGAGCGGACCGGUCUGCACGCCAGCUCGUUUUGCAGAAGAACUUUCGCUUCACCUGCUCCUGUUCACUCUGCUCCCUUUCUGGGCCCGAGCUGCAUCUCAGCGACGCGCGGCUUGGCGAGAUGUUGCGACUGGACAAAUCUAUUGGCGAGGGCAUGCAGAUUGUCGCUUCUCCCCUCCAGGCCCUGUAUGACGUGCGCAAGUUGUUGACACUCUGCGAGGAAGAGGGCAUCGACGACGCGACCGUCCCCCGGGCUUACUACGACGCCUUCCAAAUUGCCAUCUUCAACGGUGACUUAGCGCGGGCAACUGUCUUUGCUAGACGAGCCGCCACAGCCCGGGCCAUAAUCGAGGGGGAUGACAGUUCUACCGUGCGGCGGCACCGGGAGUUGGCGCGGGAUCCAUCCCGGCACGCUUCACACGGUUAUAGUUCGCAGUGGGCAACGACGACCAACGACAUUCCUUCGGGCAUCUCGGCCGAGGCAUUCGCGGCUUGGCUGUGGAGAGAGGAGAACAAGACAGACGGUGCCGGCACUGAAACCCCCCCGCGGGCGGCGUGCGAGUAUGCCGAUCUUCGCAACGACGCCAUGUUCCCUUGCUUCUCCGCGCUGCCUUGGGAGAAUGCACUUGACCUCGACUUUCUUGAGUCCACCGACGGCUUCUCGUACCGGCCACGCAAGCAUUGGUGCUUCCUCGCUGAGAUCGUCGACAUCGAACAAUUCAUACGCCUGAAACUCGUCACAAAGGAUAAAACGGGACUUGAAGUUCCCGUCGCUUUCCACACUCCUGGGCGCGGGGACGAGCUUGAUCCUCUCUGCGUGCAAAAGGGAUUCACACUGGCCGUUCUGUAUGCGGAGCAACACGGAUUUCUCGACAUGACGGUCGGUAUCCGCCAAGAAGAUCUCGCAUCCCUGAGGAUUUUCCCCGUUGCGCUUGAUGAACUGCUCAGCCUGAGCGACAGGGUACGGCAGUGCGUUACGCAGGGGAACGGUACGAGGAGAUGUCAAGGCUGCGGUCGCAACGCAAACACGCUGAAGAAAUGCGCUCGCUGCAACUGUUCCUGGUACUGCGACAAGGUAUGCCAGACGCUAGCUUGGAAUGAGAAGGGUCAUAAGAGAGACUGCAAGCUGCUCAAGGACCCAGAGUUGAGGGCGCUGUUCCUACUUCCACAGGGCCACUUUGGAUACAUCUUGCAAAGAAAUUGA